GUACAUUAUCUCACACAUUUCUUUCUUGAGUAGUAAACACAGCGAGGAAUAUAUAUAUAUAUUUAAACAAUAACGUUUGUGGUGGGAGAAAGAGCAUUGUUUUUUUUACGUCCAUCUUUCAUAUGGUCAAAUUCUUUAAAAUAAAAACCCAGACACUCAGCUCAACGCUCUCUCGCCACGCCGCCCCGGCACGUCCCUCUUGACGUUUCAUUUCACCGGCGUGUCAUUGGUCCGUUUCUGAAACGCUUGGCGCGCUUGUAGAAGAUGCACGAACUCUGUCAAAACAUAUUUGCUAGCUCCAGCCAGCCAUUGAACUAAAAUCAAACCAUACCUUGUUCUAACCCCCAGGCAGCAAGAGCAUUAUUAGCAGUGAUGGAAGAGGCUGGUGCCCCCCACUUCCCCUUCCCCUACCAGCCAUACCCCAUCCAGGAGCAGUUCAUGCAGGCCCUGUAUGGGGCACUGGAGCACGGCAAAGUCGGCAUCUUUGAGAGCCCUACUGGAACGGGCAAGUCUCUGAGUCUGAUCUGUGGAGCUCUGAGCUGGCUGAGGGACCAUGAGGAAAAGAGGAGACAGGAGGCAGACAGACUGCUGCAGGGGGAUGGAGGUACAUCUCUCUCCAUCUCCUCACCCCUCUCUACCACAACAUCCUCCACCCGGCCAUCCUCCUCUGCUGAGCCUGACUGGAUCACCGACUUUGUGCAGAAGAAGGCAGAACGGGACUUUGUGUCUAAACUGAAGGUAGAUGAAGAGCUGCGGAGGAAGAAGAGGGAGGAACACCUGGAAAUGAUCAGAAACAACUCUCAGCUGAAAUACGCUCUGAAGAGAAAGAGCUGUGAGGAUGAUGAGGCAGUGAAGCUGCUGCAGCUAAGUAAGGACCCCAAGGAGGAGGAGCUAAACAACCCUGAGGAGGAGCUUAUUGUGGCUGAGUAUGAAAGCGAUGACGAAUCAAAGACCAAGAACAAGUUCUGUGGUGGUGAUGAUGAAGAUGACUUGGUGGAGGAGCACGUCACCAAGAUCUACUACUGCAGCCGUACACACUCCCAGCUGGCUCAGUUUGUCCAUGAGGUACAGAAGAGUCCCUUCAGCCAGGACAUCAGCCUGGUCCCACUGGGGUCCCGACAGAAUAUGUGUGUAAAUGAGGAGGUGCGUCGGCUGGGAAGCGUCCAACGUAUCAACGACCGCUGUAUGGAAAUGCAGAAGAACAAACACGACCAGCUUCUGAAGGAAGUGGAGGGUGGUAAGAGGAAGAGGGGUGCGUCUAAGGCGGUGUGUCCGUACGUAGGGGCUCAGGGGCUGCAGACACUGAGGGAUACAGUGUUGGGGGCGGUACGAGACAUAGAACAGCUGCUCAGCCUGGCCAGAGAAACACGCUCCUGUCCCUACUACGCUACACGCCUCGCUAUACCCCCCGCACAGCUGGUGGUGCUGCCCUAUCAGACUGUACUUCAUGAGGGGACGAGGAGAGCAUCGGGGGUGCAGCUCAAAGGACAGGUGCUGAUCAUAGAUGAGGCUCACAACCUCAGUGACGUUCUCUCCUGUAUACACAGCUCAGAACUAACUGGCGCACAGCUAUGCCGUGCACACUCCCAGCUUGCACAGUACUCUGAACGCUACAGGAGUCGACUGAAGGCCAAGAACCUGAUGUACAUUAAACAGAUCCUUUUUGUGUUGGAGGGGCUGGUGCGUGUGCUGGGAGGUAAGGUGGGGCAGAAUCCACACAGCCAGACUACUCAGCCAGCAACCGAACUGCUGACCAUCAACAACUUCCUGUUCAAGGCUCAGAUAGACAACAUCAACCUCUUCAAGGUACAACGAUACUUUGAGAAGAGUAUGAUCAGCAGAAAGCUGUGUGGCUUCAUAGAAAAGUAUGCAGGUACAGGUGUGACGUCACACACACAGACACAGUCUGCCAACAAAGAGAAUCGUCGGACUGAAGGCCUGAACCGCUACCUACAGACACUGCAGAGCAGCCAACAGCCUGACACAGAGUCACCUCCAGGCCAGCAGGGAGCAGCAGAGGACAGAGAGCUGGCAGCAUCCCCUAUGAUGCAGGUAGAGGGCUUCUUCAUGGCUCUCACCAACGCCAACACUGACGGACGUGUGGUGCUACACACACAAGGUAGUGUAGCGGUGAGUAGUAUGAAGUUCCUCCUGUUGAACCCAGCGGUCCACUUUUCUCAGGUGCUGAAGGACUGUAGAGCUGUCAUCAUCGCUGGAGGAACCAUGCAGCCUGUGUCUGACUUUAAGCAGGAGCUGUUGUUCUCUGCUGGUGUUGGACCGGAGCGCAUCAUAGAGUUCUCCUGUGGUCAUGUGAUUCCUCCAGAGAAUAUCCUGCCCAUAGUGCUGUGCAGUGGCCCGUCUGGUCAGGAGCUGGAGUUCACCUUCCAGAACAGAGACACACCACACAUGAUGGAGGAGACUGGCCGUGUGCUGUCUAACCUGUGUAACGUGGUGCCGGGAGGCGUGGUGUGUUUCUUCCCUUCCUACGAUUACUCCAGAAGGAUUCUGGAGAACUGGGAGGCCAGCGGAGUUCUGGCACGCCUCUCUAGCAAGAAGAAGAUCUUCCAGGAGCCAAAGAAAGCCAACCAGGUGGAAAAAGUGCUCAAUGAGUUCUCACGCACAAUCCAGAGGUGUGCUGUGGAUGGGGGUACACUCUCUGGAGCGUUGCUGUUCUCUGUGGUCGGGGGAAAGAUGAGCGAGGGUAUCAACUUCUCGGACGACCUCGGCAGGUGUAUUGUGAUGGUAGGGAUGCCAUAUCCAAACAUCAAGUCUCCAGAGUUAAAGGAGAAGAUGGCUUACCUGGACAAGAACCUGCCUCACUCUGGUGGGAGGAGUCCAGGCCAGGCUCUGAUAGAGAACCUCUGUAUGAAGGCUGUCAAUCAAUCCAUAGGAAGAGCCAUCCGUCACCGUGAAGACUAUGCAUGUAUCGUUCUGUGUGACCGACGGUACUCCCGACCUGCAACGCUGGCCAAACUCCCCGACUGGAUCAGAGCACACACGCACACACACACCAGCUUCGGCCCUGCCUUCGCCAGCCUGAGACGGGUAAUACACACACACUAUGUCAGUAGAGCACAAGCCCUCUGACCCAACUUCUUCUUUCCUCUUUCUCAGUUCUUUAUGGAGAAGAAGAAACAGCAGCAGCUAUGAGAGGAAGGGGUAGCAGGUGUUCUGGUGUGUAACGCUGGUCAGAAGAGAGCUACCUCACCUCUCGGAUAUCCUCGCUCUGGAGACAAGAUUUCUGAUUGGAUUCUCCUCAAGGGAUGUUAAAGCACACACUCGUCAAAGCAUGAUGGUUGAGGCUCUUUGUAUGUUUUACACCCAUACCUCUCCAACAGUCAACUCUCCACUGCCAGUAUUUUAUGCAAAAUAAUUUUUAUUGAAUGAUGUUCAUAACAUUCUGAUAGAAAUGUUGUGCUGCUUUAGUGUGGUGUUAUGUAAUUAUAUUUACGUGUUACUUGA
Molecule: messenger RNA, 3462 nt
Organism: Oncorhynchus masou masou (cherry salmon)
Lineage: Eukaryota; Metazoa; Chordata; Actinopteri; Salmoniformes; Salmonidae
Gene: ddx11
Product: DEAD/H (Asp-Glu-Ala-Asp/His) box helicase 11
Exons: 27
Coding region: 373-3087 (904 amino acids)
Biological process (GO): establishment of sister chromatid cohesion; nucleobase-containing compound metabolic process
Cellular component (GO): nucleus
Molecular function (GO): hydrolase activity, acting on acid anhydrides, in phosphorus-containing anhydrides; DNA helicase activity; ATP binding
Source: RefSeq, a predicted model, not a curated record